Messenger RNA from Sungouiella intermedia, 528 nucleotides. The record is from the annotation of a GenBank genome assembly. NCBI's taxonomy places the organism in Eukaryota, Fungi, Ascomycota, Pichiomycetes, Serinales, Metschnikowiaceae.
AUGACUUGGAUGCCCCGUAUCAAUCUGCUGCGUCUAGACUCACGGCGUUCGUCCCGUCGCACUCCCUCCAGUACCUGUAACCACAGCCGUGAUUGUUCAGAUGCCGAAGAUGAGAAAUCUUCUUAUAGCGGUUUGUCCCGUCCAACAAGCCCUUCAAAUUUCAGUCUAUCCAGUGGCGGGAACCCAACAAGACUUCAUGGCGGUAGCGCCAGUACAUAUUACGGAGUUUUCAGCGCAAACUCACUGGUUGAAAACUUGCCUUUUGCAGAUGCUGUAGACCCUCGCUUUUACCGGGGGAUCCGCACUGCUGCACCUACGGACGACGAUUUCGAGGUGGCUCAGAGACAGCAGACCUCCAACCUGGCGCGCAUUGGCCAGCUUCAGAACUCGCUCGAAAACCCCAAUUUGUCUUCAAAUGUGCGUCGUGUGUUGGAAGCUGCACUCCAUCAAUUCGAAAGAACUGAGCAGUUGGACAAAGAAUUGCUUCCGCCAUACACUGAAGACGUUCGCCCCCCAUACACGGAGUAA